This is a messenger RNA of Drosophila arizonae, 1559 nucleotides long. It is a transcript of the gene DEF8, whose product is annotated as differentially expressed in FDCP 8 homolog. The record is from RefSeq and is a predicted model, not a curated record. NCBI's taxonomy places the organism in Eukaryota, Metazoa, Arthropoda, Insecta, Diptera, Drosophilidae.
GUUCAGUUGCCAAACAAAGGCGUAAGUGCAGAUGAGUAAAUAAAUUGUAACUUUUGCGCUGUUUGCUUGCAAGAUGAGCUCCUGGCGUGAGAGUAUAACCAAUUUACCGACUGCAGUUGCACAAUUUGUCAACGAAAGUACAUCGACAGCUAGUAGCUAUCUAAAUUUGUCACAUUCAAGCUCCACUGUCUCCGAGGAGAGUGCUCCACAGCAUACGGACUACAAGGCGUUGCCCAUUCCCGCAUCUCUGGUGAAGGAACAGUGGCGCUUGAUAUUCACCUCAGAUGCCAACAGCCAGGACUUACAGGCUGCCAUUGCGCAUUGUCGCGAUCUUGUCCUGCUGAGUGAUGAAUGCAGUGAGGAACGUCGGUGGCUGGUGCGGCAUUUGGUGGACUUGCGCUAUUCGCUGCAGGAGCUGGAAGAGGCACAGGCGGUGGCCAACACGGAUGUAGUGGUAUUGAAUGCCAUUAAGUCGGUGGUGGGACACCAUUUUGUACCACAUCAUCCAAACACACGUAACCGCCUACAGGCAGCUGCCAAACGCUACUAUUGUGAUCAUUGUGCCGGGAUUAUUUGGCGAGUGGUGCAGGCGGCCUACAUCUGCAGCGAUUGCAGCUACCUGGUUCACCAAAAAUGCAUUGACAGUGUGCAGCGUGUGUGUGCUCAUGUGCUGGCCUCCGAUCGUCAAUAUCCGAUUGCCGAUAUUUGCCCAGAGAUUGGCUUAGCCGCCCAGCGUUAUAAAUGUGCCGAGUGCUCGACUCUGCUUAAUUUCAAGAAUUCCUGGAUUGAGCCACGCCUCUGCGACUAUCGCGGUCUCUACUACUGUCCUUCGUGCCACUGGAAUGAUAGCUUUAUUGUGCCUGCUCGUAUAGUGCACAACUGGGACUUUACGCCGAGGAAAGUCUCGCGAACCGGUCUCCAAGAGAUUCAGUUGUUCCUUGAUAAGCCGCUCAUCCGUCUGGAGGAGGAGAACCCCAAGUUAUUUGUCUUCUUAGAGAAGCUCUGUACUGUUAAGAAAUUGCGUCAGAAUCUGGUGCAUAUGCGACACUAUCUAGCUGCCUGCAAAGACGCUGCCGAGCAGAAGCUCGUGGAUCAACAGUUGGGCAGACGCCGACAUUUAGCGCAGUCCAAUGAGUUCUACUCAAUUGGUGAUCUAGUGCAGGUUGAAUCGGGUGUCUUAGCUGAAUUCCUGCAAGGCGUCUUCAAGGUCUUUGGCAGCCAUAUACGUAGCUGUGAAAUGUGCCUAGCGAAGGCGUACAUCUGCGAGAUCUGCAGCAACAACGAAGUGAUAUUCCCCUUUGACGAUGGCUGCAUCAAGUGUGAUCAAUGCAAUUCCAUUUACCAUCGUGUGUGCUUCACCCGGAAGAACAUGAUAUGCCCGAAAUGUGUGCGCAUCCAGGAGCGACGCCUACAAUUGCAACGUGAUUUAAGCAAACAGUCGAAAAAGGGAGAGGAUGAAAAUGCGGAAGACUCUGACUCCGCCUUGGAACCAGUGGACACCACGUAACCCAACCACUUUAAAGUUUAUUGUUUUUAAUUUGUAUCUGUUUAACGGUUUU